Molecule: messenger RNA, 144 nt
Organism: Adineta steineri
Lineage: Eukaryota; Metazoa; Rotifera; Eurotatoria; Adinetida; Adinetidae
Source: the annotation of a GenBank genome assembly
GCUACUUGUGGUACUGGUAGUAGUAGUAGUGCUACUGGUGGUACUGGUAGUGGUACUCGUAGUACUGCUACUACUCGUAGUAGUACUACUUGUGGUACUGGUGCUGCUCGUUGUAGUAGUAGUGGUGGUGGUCGAUAUCGCUAA